GCAGAGACCCUCGAGAGGUACUCGACAAGACCAGACUGCUUCAAACGCGCUGCUGGCAAAAUCCGCUCAAGCUGCGCUGAACUGGAGUCACACGAAGACGCGCGCGUCAGAGCUGCGCUAUCCAUGACGCUGUGCGAAAUUGCUACUGCAGAACAUCAGUCUCCACCCAUGGAAUGUAUCCCUUUUCAGGUGGGCCACGACGGACAGCCUCCACGUUAUGUUGGCGAUUCGCCUGGGAAAUGUGUAGAAGCACUAUCACGCAGCGCGCAGUACUGGUCAAGCUACUCGGGGUAUCUCCGAGAAGUUCCUCAACUAUGUUUCGCUUUCCGGCGUUGGAACGAUAUAGACUUGGCCAAAGACCUGCAUCACAACUCGACGCUCCAGAGUCUUGCGGUUUUGCGUUAUCUUGCUGACCGAGAGGCGACGUUCGAACGAACUCUAAACAGCUCCAACGAAGUGGUCGAAGUACGCAUGUCGCUUCGAGCACUCGACGAUAUCAUUAAGAUGGAUAUUUUUGCAGAGCAUGCACAUGAUAUUGGACGAACUGCAUGCAUCCUCCGCCACCAUCAAUGUAGCGUCUAA
Trametes versicolor FP-101664 SS1 is the source of this 582-nucleotide messenger RNA. RefSeq lists its product as uncharacterized. The transcript is spliced from 5 exons. The annotation marks the transcript as partial. Lineage: Eukaryota; Fungi; Basidiomycota; Agaricomycetes; Polyporales; Polyporaceae. Gene Ontology annotation, biological process: nuclear membrane fusion involved in karyogamy; karyogamy involved in conjugation with cellular fusion. Gene Ontology annotation, cellular component: endoplasmic reticulum membrane. The record is from RefSeq and is a predicted model, not a curated record.